Messenger RNA from Scleropages formosus (Asian bonytongue), 5020 nucleotides. RefSeq names its product SLIT-ROBO Rho GTPase-activating protein 3-like. Gene Ontology annotation, molecular function: protein binding. The coding region runs from base 449 to 3691 and encodes 1080 amino acids. The record is from RefSeq and is a predicted model, not a curated record. Lineage: Eukaryota; Metazoa; Chordata; Actinopteri; Osteoglossiformes; Osteoglossidae. The transcript is spliced from 22 exons. Gene Ontology annotation, biological process: signal transduction.
CAGGCGUGUAAACACGGGGCGGAGAUGUCAUUGAGCAACAUGGGGUGCUGCUGAGUAAGGGAUACUUAACACCCCGGGGACGGCGAGAGCUGUGCAGUGCUGCCCCUGACGAUGAUCUCGCAGCAACUCUCUCCUCCCACUGCACGAGGAUGCCCUGUUACAAUUAAAACUGGACCUGCAGCACACAGAGGAGCGGCGUUGACUGAAAACACCGACUUAGCGGCGGCGCGCUGGCGGAGAGCGAAACUCGAGAGCCCAGAUGCAGCUGAACGCUGAAUCAACCUUGGUUUGUUUUCGCUUUCGCGCUCGUGACGAGGAGGAGGAGAGUCUCACGCCGUGAGCUGCGCGCGCUUGCAGGACAUGCGGGUCCCGACCCUCGUACCCCGGUAGCGUGAGUAGAGCCCGUCGGCGUCUCUUCCGAAAAGGAGUCCUGGGACGACGGGGGAACAUGUCAACGCAGAGCAGGUUCAAGAAGGACAAGGAGAUCAUCGGCGAGUAUGAGACACAGGUGAAAGAGAUCCGCAUCCAGCUGGUGGAGCAGUUAAAAUGCCUGGAACAGCAGUCAGAGGCACGCCUGCAGCUGCUUCAAGACCUGCAAGAGUUCUUCCGGCGCAAGGCCGAGAUCCAGGUGGAGUAUUCCCGCAGCCUGGAGAAGCUGGCUGAGCGAUUUUCCUCCAAGAUCCGCAGUUCCCGGGAGCACCACCAGCUCAGGAAGGACCAGCACCUCCUUUCUCCAGUAAACUGCUGGUUCCUGAUAUUGAACCAAACAAAGCGGGAGAGCCGUGACCACGCCAUACUCGCUGACAUCUACACCAACAAUGUCACUGUGCGCCUCUCCCAAGUCAGCGAAGAUGUCAUCAGACUCUUCAAGAGGAGCAAAGACAUCGGCAUACAGAUGCAGGAGGAACUGGUGAAGGUUACAAAUGAGCUCUACACUGUGAUGAAGACCUACCACAUGUACCACACGGAGAGCAGCAGUGCAGAGAACAAACUGAAGGAGGCUGAGAAGCAGGAGGAGAAACAGUUUGGAAAGCUGGGAGACUCCAGUGAAGACCGGCCAGUACGGCGCAGCACCGUCAGGAAGAUUGAGAAAAUUAAGGAGAAAAGACAAGCCAAGUACUUUGAAAACAAGCUAAAAUGCACAAAGGCUCGAAAUGACUACUUGCUGAACCUGGCAGCAACAAAUGCCAUUGUGGGAAAAUAUUACAUCCAUGAUGUCUCCGAUAUGAUAGAUUGCUUUGACCUGGGCUACCAUGCCAGUCUAGCCCGCACCUUUAGAACAUAUCUAUCAGCAGAGUACAGCCUGGAGACAUCACGGCAUGAAGGCCUGGAUACCAUCGAGAGCGCCGUAGACAGCCUUGAUGCCCGUAAUGAUAAGCACAAGAUCAUGGAUAUGCACAACCAGGUGUUCUGCCCUCCCAUGCACUUUGAGUACCAGCCACACAUGGGUGACGAGGUCUGUCAGCUUACCGCUCAGCAGCCGGUGCAGACCGAACUGCUCAUGAGAUAUCACCAGCUGCAGUCACGACUCUCCACACUGAAGAUUGAGAAUGAGGAGGUGAGGAAGACCCUAGAUGCCACUAUGCAGACAAUGCAGGACAUGCUGACAGUGGAAGACUUUGACGUAUCAGAAGCCUUCCAGCACAGCCGGUCUAAUGAAUCAUUAAAAUUAGCUGCUUGUGAAACCUACAUGAGCAAGAUCAAUAUUGCCAAGAGGCGGGCCAACCAGCAGGAAACUGAGGGCUUCUAUUUCAUUAAAUUCAAAGAAUUCCUUAAUGGCAGCAACCUGAUUACAAAAUUGCAGGCGAAGCAUGACCUCCUCAAGCAGACAUUAGGAGAAGGAGAGAGGCCUGAAUGUGGCACAACAAGGCCCCCUAAACUCCCCCCUAAGCCACAGAAAAUGCGGAAACCUAGACCUCGCUCAGUAUAUAACCAUAAGCUGUUUUAUGGCAAUAUGGAGGCCUUCAUCAAGGAUUCAGGCCAGGCUAUUCCACUGGUGGUGGAAAGCUGCAUUCGGUACAUUAACCUCUAUGGUCUCCAGCAGCAGGGUAUAUUCCGAGUUCCAGGAUCUCAUGUCGAAGUGAACGAUAUUAAAAAUUCAUUUGAAAGAGGUGAAGACCCAUUGGCAGAUGACCACAGCAGCCAUGAUAUCAAUUCUGUGGCUGGGGUUUUGAAACUCUACUUCCGGGGCCUGGAGAACCCACUUUUCCCAAAAGAAUACUUCCUGGACCUGAUUGCAACUAUAAAACUCGAAUCGAGUGUGGAAAGAGCUCGGCACAUCCAGCAAAUCAUUGUGACUCUGCCCCGCACCAUCAUCAUUGUCAUGAGAUAUCUGUUUGCAUUCCUCAACCACCUGUCUCAGUACAGCGAUGAAAACAUGAUGGACCCCUACAAUCUGGCCAUCUGCUUUGGGCCCACACUGAUGCCCAUCCCUGAAGGACAGGACCCCGUGGCCUGCCAGGCCCACGUCAACGAGGUCAUCAAGACCAUCAUCAUCCACCAUGAAGUUAUCUUUCCAAGCCACCGAGAGCUGGAGGGUCCUGUGUAUGAGAAGUGCAUGACAGGAGGCGAGCAGUACUGCGACAGUCCCCACAGUGAGCCUGGUGUGGCUGAUGAUGUGGAUAACGGCACUGGCCCACCUACUAGUGACGAUGAGGUAGAGCAGAUCGAGGCCAUUGCAAGGUUCGACUAUGCAGGCCGCACACCACGGGAACUGUCCUUCAAGAAGGGGGCGUCACUCCUGCUGUAUCACCGUGCCUCGGAGGAUUGGUGGGAGGGCCGUCACAACGGAGUAGACGGGCUAAUACCUCACCAGUACAUUGUGGUCCAGGACAUGGAUGAUGCUUUCUCAGACAAUCUGAGCCAGAAGGCAGACAGCGAGGCAAGCAGCGGACCCUUUCUGGAUGACAAGGACUCAUCCAAGAAUGACAUUCAGUCCCCAUGUGAGCCCUCCACUGACUGCAGCUUUGUAGGAGUCCUGGGAAGGGUAAGGCUGCAGUCUGACGGUGCUGCCAUUCCGCGUCGCAGGAAUGGCACUGACAGUCACAGCCCUCCCAGGGCAACAGACACCCCCCCACGAGCUUCAGCUUACCCCAGCAGCCCCUACAAAUUAGCUACCACCAAGGGUGGUGUGGACACCCCAGACAAGCGACGCUUGGGCACAUUCGGCAGCACUGGCAGCGUCCACUUCUCUGACAGGAGGGCCUACCCCGAGGUGCACCCGCUGAAGGCUGAGCACAACUCUGGACGCCACAGUAGCUUGGGUGACCACAAGUCCCUGGAGACUGAGGCCCUUGCAGAGGACAUAGAGAAGACUAUGACUACCGCACUGUAUGAGCUGCGGGAGUUGGAGCGGCAGAACACAGCCAAGCAGGCACCGGAUGUGGUGUUGGACACGCUGGAGCCUCUGAAGAUCCCAGCUGGGACAGAACCGGGCCGCUCAGUACAGCACACAAUCGCUAUCCGCGACCCAGAGGCUGGUGCACAACGUGGAAGCGGACCCGCUUCGGAGCUAAUGAGCACGUUCAAGCCGGUGCCAUCGCCACGGCCUGCUGGAGCCCAACCGCGACCUUCCUCAGUCAGGCCCACCCGAAUGGAUCAGCACAGCUCUUCUGGGCGGGGUUGUCCCUCUGCCCCGCCACCCAAGAAGAUCUACCCAAGAGAUUCCUCCCCCAACCAUGGGGCCAUGUAGAGAGACAGAAGCUUAUGGCGCUCUCCUGAAGGAAUUUCCCUCCCCCUGUUAGAGCUUAAAAACUGAAUCUCUUUGAUAUAGGAGUUUAUUGCUCUCAGGUUGCAUUUUCUCUGUAGUAGAUAACCUGUGGGAACAAUGAGAACCCAAUUCAUCCUGUGCUAUACAUGAAUGAAGUGCAGAUGAGAAGAAAAUCAAUGGCUUCACUUGAGGUUUAUACCAUAAAAUGCCAGAAAGUCUGAGCUCACUCAACUUGUCAUAACUGCAGUGGACUUUCAGUCUUCAGGCUGUUCACCCAAGGGUGCCAGUGGCUGUGAUGCCCCACAGCCUCUUCUACAUAAAAAUCAUAAAAGAUGUUGACGUACUUAAAGAGGUGUUCCUUAUGUCUGUAAUAAAGCAAUGACCUGUAAAGAAACAAAAAAUGUAAUCUGAAUCAUAAGACAAGCUAGCGUUUACUGUAGAAGAGAAAUAAUGUAGAGCUUACAGUUAAAAAUAGUCUACUGUAGAAAUUAUUAGGAAUAGCAGUUCAGUUGAUGUUCAUGUACAGGAAUGAAACAAAGACAGCAAUGUCAGCUAGGGAAAAAUGGUGUUUCAAUGUCUGCGUGUUCCUCUUCUGUCUCGCAGCUAAUUCCUGGCAUGGUCAAAUUGUGUGAGUUUAUAACACAACCACAUGUCCUGUACUGUUGUCUUCAUGUCUCAUGCAGCUGGUGUCUCUGUAAUUUCGACUCAAGUGGUGUAAAGCUGGUGUUUGCACUUCACUGGGUCCAGCUCUCUUGCUUUCUGCGGUGUGUUGACCUGUACUGAAUUUAUGCUGUUUAAGGCUUUCGGUGAAACAUGUGUAUUCCAUGGUUUCCGAGUAUCCCCCCUGCAGGUCGUUCGGCACAUCUGUCUCGGACCUCUCUGGAGCCCGUGGAAUUCUUGGCACACCAUGCUCCCUUCCCUCCAUCAAAAGACACAUGACUCGCUGCUAUUCCAUCUCGAUUGUCGUAGCCAGUUUCAGUUUGUCCUCUUUCCAGCGCCAGCACGACCGUGACCACGCCCCGGUGUCAGUUUAAUGAGAAAGCAGGGUCUGCUGCAGGUCAUCAAUCAAUUGAUUGCGAUCGCUGCAUUAAUUGGAUCUCUGAAGCGCAGUGCGUGCCACGUUGUUUAAUUAAGCGCGCUCUGGCUAACCUACACUAUCUGGCCUCUUCUUCAUUCAUGUCAUUCUGAGUCAGAGUAUGAUUUGCAUACCCCCCUGCUAGCAGCGCUGUGUGUGCGGUCUGCUGGGUAAAAUACAGAAUUGGGGCUUUGAGUCAAGUGUGAAUAAAAGUCCUCAGUGAUGCUCCCGAUUAA